Molecule: messenger RNA, 1223 nt
Organism: Anopheles coluzzii
Lineage: Eukaryota; Metazoa; Arthropoda; Insecta; Diptera; Culicidae
Product: cytochrome c oxidase assembly protein COX18, mitochondrial
Exons: 5
Coding region: 122-1177 (351 amino acids)
Biological process (GO): protein insertion into mitochondrial inner membrane from matrix; mitochondrial respiratory chain complex IV assembly
Cellular component (GO): mitochondrial inner membrane
Molecular function (GO): membrane insertase activity
Source: RefSeq, a predicted model, not a curated record
UGAAAAUUAUUCGCUAAGCGUUUAAAGAAACUCUACCAAACGACCUUUUUGCUGUAAUACGCAAAACCAAGCAUCCGUCUCCACACAUUGACAGUCACUUAUCAAAACACGUAGCGCAACGAUGAGCUACUUACGUACCAUUAGAACGAUUGGCCACACGAGCGCCUUUGCGCGCCAUCCACACCGAACGGUGGUGGCACGCAGCACCAUCACACCCGGCCACUUCCAGAUCGUCAGCCAGCGACACUUUUCCUACGAGGCCACCGUCACCGGCUUCUGGCAGACGCUCUCCCAGAGUGCCCCGGUUGCGUACGUCCAGCAGGGGAUGAUCAAUCUGCACGACCUCACCGGACUACCCUGGUGGGCGACGGUCAUCCUCACGACAGUGGGUCUCCGUACGCUCGUCACCCUACCGCUGGCUGUGUACCAGAACAAAAUACUGGCCCGGCUCGAGCAAAUCUCGCUCGAAAUGCCGGAGCUGAUCAAAGAGCUAAAGGCCGAAACGGCAUACGCGAUGAAAAAGUUCAACUGGACGGAGAAGGAAGCCCGCAUCAUGUACAAUCACUCGCUAAAGAAGCAGUGGAACAACCUCAUAGUGAGGGAAAACUGUCAUCCGGCCAAAACGAUGGUGCUGCUGUGGGGUCAGAUUCCGCUGUGGAUUGUGCAGUCGGUCGCGAUACGCAAUCUCGUCUCGAUGCUGCCCGAUCCGACCGCCAUCGAGGCACAGAUCGCGUACACCGAGCUUACGCUGGGCGGCUUUGGCUGGAUACCGAACCUUACCGAGCUGGACCAUUCGCUGAUUUUCCCCGUUGCGCUGGGCGUCAUCAAUUUGAGCAUUAUUGAGAUUCAAGCCGCCUCCCGGACGAAGCUGCCCUCCAAGCUACAAACCAUCUUCACUAACCUCUUCCGAGGGUUAAGCAUCCUAAUGGUACCGAUUGCUGCAUCCGUUCCAUCGUGUCUUUGCCUCUACUGGGUUACCUCGAGUGCGUACGGAUUGGGGCAAAACCUGCUGCUCUUAUCGCCCCGGGUGCGUCGCGCCGUGGGCAUUCCCGCCGUCCCUUCCGAGCUGACUCAUCCUUAUCAGCACAUACGCAGCACGUUUGCGGCAAAGCUGGGCGCACUAUCUGGCCGCCUCGGUCCCAACAAUCAGCAUCCUCCUCCGAGCACGAAAGCGUAAGCGAACCGUUCGUUCGGACAAUAAAGUUAGUCAGUAGUGCAGGGUA